Messenger RNA from Meriones unguiculatus (Mongolian gerbil), 6000 nucleotides. RefSeq lists its product as uncharacterized. Lineage: Eukaryota; Metazoa; Chordata; Mammalia; Rodentia; Muridae. The transcript has 17 exons. The record is from RefSeq and is a predicted model, not a curated record. Bases 3238 to 4266 code for a protein of 342 amino acids.
GUGGGAGGGACUAGAGAGGUCAACUGCAGACCGGCCUGGGCUUCUAAGCUGUAGGUCUUUCCUCCCCCCCGCCCCACUCAGGAUACAGGGAAGACGAGCACGUGCUCUCUCCGAGCUGUAGGGACCCUUUCGGCAGCCGAGUGAGACCGCAGAGAACAGGUGGCUAGGAAGAGACCUUCACGUGCCUGCCGGAAGUCUCAGGUGCAUCCAUCCUCCUUGUUUUUAGAGACUUGGAGAGGAGUGAAAAAAAAAAAAAUCCCGGCCACGCCCAGAGGAGUCAGGACUUCUACUAGGAAGCCGACCACAUCGGACUGAUGGAGACCAAAAACACGCCCGGAGGACUGAAGAUGAAGCAGGCGAAAAGUCAUCUGCUAGAGGCUCUUGGAGGGAAACUGCCUUUAAGAUGAAAACAGCUACUGAAAAUUCUGUACCUCAGCCAUCUAGAACAAGGUUUCUCUAUGUAUCCCCGGCUGUCUUGGACGCGCUUUGUACACCAGGCUGGCCUCAAACUCAGAAAUUCACCUGCUUCUGGAGUGCAGCAAUUAAAGACGCGUGCCUUCACCGACUAGCUGAGUUCAUAAAUUUCUUAAACGUUUUAAUGUGUAAUUCCUGUUUCAUUAUCACAUGGCAGGUUAGGUAUGGAUGGCCUUGAUGACGAAUUCCUUGAAUGGUAAUAUUGUAGCUAUUUUAUGUGCUAUAUAGAUUUUUUUAAUAUUAAGGGAGAAACUAGUAUACUUUAAUGAAUAUAGCCAAUGAGGAAAGUCUUUGGAAAUCUCUUAUUUAUGCAAAAUACAGGCCUUUGAAAUAUUUCAGGAUAGUUUCAUCUACUCAGAAUCAGAAAUAACAGGGUUGGAAUUUAAAAUGGGAUGUGUGUGUGUGUAAAUCUAAUUUCAUUAUAAAUUUGUUGCAGUUUAUCGCCCAUAAAUGCACAACUAUAUGUGUGUACAAAAAAAGAAAAUGGGAGUAGAUUUGCAAAGAUUAUGAAUGUUUAAUUGAAGAGCUUCUUCCAUUGCUUUUAUUCCUGAGCAAGAUAGGGCGACUUUCUAAAAUCUUUGCAAGCACUGUAUCUUAGGAGAAAACACCGUAAGCCUAAAUGAAUACAAAACAACAGCAACAACAAAAAACAUAGGAAGCAUUAAUGGUUAAUGUGUGACGGGAAUGUGGUUGUCCUCCAAUGUCAAAUGAACCUAUGAGAAAAACUCACGUCCGUCUUGACUGGGAUUUAUAAAGUCACUCCGGGAGAGACAUAAUAAUACGGAGUUGGGAUGUGGAGUUCCCUGGACCCUCCAUUUAGAAUUCCUGCCAUGUUGCUUUCUACCGAAUAUAAAAGUCCAUGGUGAGAAAAUGGAGGAUUCCUUGGGAAUCUGAUCCUGAGACCAAAGUCACCUGACCUGGUGCCUAAAUUUGCAUUUCUCUGGGAGCUAAGUUCCAGAGUUCUCUGUUUUUUUACAAUCCCUCACUGAAGCAAAGGACUUGGGUGAGAAUACAGUCUUGGCUGAAUAAAGGGCAGAUUUGUUAAGCCUUCGUAGAGUGUCAAUGGAGUACUUAAAAACAAAUCAUAGCAAACAAAACUAGGUGCUACAGGCCUGUCUUAUGUCCCCCACCAGAAAAAAAUGAGGAGGCAGCUUUCUUUCCUGGAUCCUUCCUCUCACAACUCCCCCCCGCCCCCACAGCCUGUGAGUGGGAGUAGAAGGGACAGGGCUAAUCAGGUUUUCCAGAAUAAUACUGUGACCCAAAGAAAGUUGUUUUCCAAUACCCCGUGGUGUGAGUGUAUCUAGCAGUGAAGGAGGGUUGGCUGUUUGGCCCUGAGCAGACCUCCUUUAAUUUCAGAGUAGGAGCUUGAGACAAAGAUUGAAUCCAAGGAAAGAUAGUAAUGGGGAAGUGAGAGGGUGGUUGCAGGACUGAGGACAGAUGCCAAGUAGGUCAAUACUUGGAAGUCAUGUGGUCCAUAACCAGUGAAGUCAGGACAGACCCAAAGCACUCUGAUGGUUUGGGGGAGACUCUGGGUAUUUGUUUUCUAGCUCUGCUACUUGACCCAUAAGGUCAAGGUCCCAUAAGCUGGGACUUAGAUGUAGGAGGUAAGGUUGAAGCUGUGCUGGCGCCUCAACAGAUACUCAGAACUUAUGCUUCAUUAACACGAGUAAGAAGAGCUUAAAGAUAAGAAGUGUGUGCCAUUGUGCCACACCAAUGAAUUCCAUCGGCAGGGAUCAGAUUUACACAUUCAGAAGGCUCAGGGGCCUUUUCUAGGCCCAAGAGGUGAACAGAUACAGUGGCUAUGCAGCUAGUGGAAAGUGUUCUCCAAAGAGGCAUACUCUAGGGCACUGCUUCUCAACCUUCCUAAUGCUGCGAUCCUUUAAGACAGUUCCUCAUGUUGUGACGCCCAACAGGGACAGUAUUUUCAUUGCUGUUUCACAACUAGUUUCACUAUUAUGGAUCAUAACGUAGAUAGAUGUUUUCCAAUGGUCUUAGGUGACUCCUGUGCAAGGGUUGUUUGAUUGCCCCCCCUCCCGCCAAGGGGGUUGUGAUCCACAGGUUGAGAACUCUGGAGGGACACCUUCUCACCUCAGUUUGGAAGGGUUGAGAGUCUGCUCAUUUAACCCUGUUGUCAUUCUAGUAAUAAAAAUGAAACUCAUGAUACGCGGGACCUGUUGAUUCAGGUUAGCAGGUGCUCUCCAACUGCCCGCUUUCUUAGCAUUUUCUGAUGAAGAUUCCCCAUAGGUCUACCAAGAUAUCCUCGUAUGGGAAUUCCUAGGGGAGUUGGUCACAGCAUAGUAAGAAAAACCCAGUAUUUCGUGGGCUUCACUGUACAUGAACAUUUCCAUCUCUCUGUGCCAAUGUUGAUAGCUGACCGCGUUCAAUAGAGGAAGGAAUGUUAUUCUGCUAUAUUGCUCUAAUGUUUGCUCACCUCUUGAACUCUUGCUUACCCAGCAUGUUCCACCUCUGCUACUAAGUCUUCAUUCAUGUCUACAAGGACAAAGAAGUUACUGAGGAAAGUGAUGAUGGGCCUGGCUGUCCUUGAGGAUGCUCUUGAUUAAGUAGAGAAGUGAAGGAUGAACAAGGUGUCUCUGUCCUACUGGAAAUGCAGGAACCCUCUUGCAGGGACCACAGUCACAAGAGCAGUGUCUGAGGCGACCUCCAGGUUAGCAUGUGAGGACACGGACAGCAGCCAGGUCUUCAGACAGAGUCGACAAGAGUUGUACAUGGAGCAGGAAAACAGGAGGCGACCUCCAGGUUAGCAUGUUAGGACGGACAGCAGCCAGGUCUUCAGACAGAGUCGACAAGAGUUGUACAUGGAGCAGGAAAACAGGAGGCGACCUCCAGGUUAGCAUGUUAGGACGGACAGCAGCCAGGUCUUCAGACAGAGUCGACAAGAGUUGUACAUGGAGCAGGAAAACAGGAGGCGACCUCCAGGUUAGCAUGUUAGGACGGACAGCAGCCAGGUCUUCAGACAGAGUCGACAAGAGUUGUACAUGGAGCAGGAAAACAGGAGGCGACCUCCAGGUUAGCAUGUUAGGACGGACAGCAGCCAGGUCUUCAGACAGAGUCGACAAGAGUUGUACAUGGAGCAGGAAAACAGGAGGCGACCUCCAGGUUAGCAUGUUAGGACGGACAGCAGCCAGGUCUUCAGACAGAGUCGACAAGAGUUGUACAUGGAGCAGGAAAACAGGAGGCGACCUCCAGGUUAGCAUGUUAGGACGGACAGCAGCCAGGUCUUCAGACAGAGUCGACAAGAGUUGUACAUGGAGCAGGAAAACAGGAGGCGACCUCCAGGUUAGCAUGUUAGGACGGACAGCAGCCAGGUCUUCAGACAGAGUCGACAAGAGUUGUACAUGGAGCAGGAAAACAGGAGGCGACCUCCAGGUUAGCAUGUUAGGACGGACAGCAGCCAGGUCUUCAGACAGAGUCGACAAGAGUUGUACAUGGAGCAGGAAAACAGGAGGCGACCUCCAGGUUAGCAUGUUAGGACGGACAGCAGCCAGGUCUUCAGACAGAGUCGACAAGAGUUGUACAUGGAGCAGGAAAACAGGAGGCGACCUCCAGGUUAGCAUGUUAGGACGGACAGCAGCCAGGUCUUCAGACAGAGUCGACAAGAGUUGUACAUGGAGCAGGAAAACAGGAGGCGACCUCCAGGUUAGCAUGUUAGGACGGACAGCAGCCAGGUCUUCAGACAGAGUCGACAAGAGUUGUACAUGGAGCAGGAAAACAGGAGGCGACCUCCAGGUUAGCAUGUUAGGACGGACAGCAGCCAGAUUUUCACCUGGUUGACUCUAUUCUGGGUUCAGCUAUGGACUGCGAGCUGAAAUCUGGACUUGCUGGAAGCUGACAUGAUUGCUCCCUGUCUCUUCAGUUGGAUCAACUAACCAGAUGCUUCUGAGGACUGCUCCAUUGCCCAGCCUUUGAUUGGCAUUCCAGCCUUCCUAGCCCCUGAUGACAAUAUCCCUGCGGUCAGCAAUGAAGCAUAUUCAGAGUAAGAGCUCUUCAACCCCAUAUCCCACCUAACAGGCUAAAAUACUAAGUCAAAAGGGGCUACCUGACAUUGGCUAUUAUCUUGGGGAUCUGCUUAGCUGGAAUAGGAGCUAGUAUUGCAGCAACUGGACUAAAAAGCCUGGAGAGAUCCUAAAAAGAAAUAUUCCAGAGGAUGGUUAAAAUCCUGAUUUAAUAGUUCUCCUUGACGCCUGGAACCCCUACACAGAGGUAGCCUGUGGCAGUUCAGUGUCCAAGUGGCCUCCAUAGUAAUGGGAACAGGGACUGUCUCUGACAUGAACUGAUAGGCCUGCUCUUUGAUCACCUCCCCCUGAGUGGGGGAGCAAGCAGCCUUACCAGGAAGACAGUUCAGCCACUCCUGAACUGAGACCUGAUAGGCUAGGAUCAGAUGGAAGGGGAGGAGGCCCUCCCUUAUCAGUGGACUGGGAGAGGGACACGGGUCAGGGAGAGGGAGGGUGAGAUUGGGAGGGAGGUACAGGGGGGAUACGAAGUGAAUAAACUGUAAUUAAUAAAAAUAAAAAUAAUUUAAAAAUUAGUCCUUGACUUACUAGCCUUAUAUCCACUCUGAAGGGACCCUACUCAUUUUGGUUUUUAUCCUUGGGCCUUGUAUUUUAAGUUGCUUGAUGGCUUUCAUUAAGGAAUGUUUGGGAGCAAUACAGUAAUGGUACUCAGAUCCCAUUGUGGAAAGGUAAAUCUGUAGGACUCCAGGGGCCACAUCUGGUAGACCCAAGUUUGGGUCUUCAACUGAUCAUGGGAAGGGGGAAUGAGAGACCAAAAAGUUUAAAGCCCCAGCCACCUGGGAAAAGAAACUAGCUUAAUGCAAUCUUUCCAGGCCCACUAGUUUUAAAGUUGCUAGGAAACCGGUCCAUAUGAUCAGGCCAGAACUCUCUUUUGUAGUCUUGGCUCCAAAAGUGGACCAAUCAUUUUAGAAGUCAAUCUCCCUUACCCAAUCAUGUAACGCCAAAGCAUGUAAGUCCCUGCUUGUAGUUUUGCCCUAUAAAAACCUUGUUUCCCUAGACCUGGGGUCCGCAUUCCUCUCCUGUUUCCACAGGAAGUUUGUGUCCUGUGUUUGAACGAGUAUACAAUUAAAACACCUCAUGUAUUUACAGUGGAGUCUAUUCCUGGUCUUUGGGGGCUCAUGAACUGGGCACAGCAGGAAUAGUUUUGAUGGUAUUUUUACUUUUUGUCUUGUUUAUCAGAUGAAGCCAAACUGAGGCCUAAAUUUAGUAGAGGCCAUAGGACUCCUUACCUUCUGUUAUACAGGGUAUUUCCCAAUUCCUUGGUUUUCACUUUGUCCAAGUGCCUGGUUUUAUUUAAAGAUUUGGUGCGUUUCUUUGGUGAUGUUGUUGUUUUCAAGACAGGGAUUCUCUGUGCAGCCUUGACUGUGUUGUACUCACACUGUAGAUCAGGCUGACCUCAAAUUUGCAGAGAUCCGCCUGCCUGUGCCACCGCAAGUGCUGGGAUUACAGGAGGCAACACCGGGCCUGGCCUCUUCUUUACUUUGUAUACAAGAAA